Messenger RNA from Sorghum bicolor (sorghum), 3378 nucleotides. RefSeq lists its product as uncharacterized. The transcript has 3 exons. NCBI's taxonomy places the organism in Eukaryota, Viridiplantae, Streptophyta, Magnoliopsida, Poales, Poaceae. The record is from RefSeq and is a predicted model, not a curated record. Bases 165 to 2186 code for a protein of 673 amino acids. Gene Ontology annotation, biological process: shoot system development; root development.
UCUUGAUGUCUGCUGGUUCAUGUUCAACUACUUCACUAGCUCUUGUUAUAUAAAGAGGCAACAGAAGGCUAGAAAGAAACCAUUGCAGCUACAGCAGCAGCAGCAGCAGCUUGCCUUCUCCUCUAUUCCCACUGAAGAGAAGCUUCAAAGCUUCCAUUGCAACCAUGGCCUACCAUCUGAGAUCUGCAAGUGUGCCUUCGAGCCCUCGCUCCAGUGAAACCAGUGUCGAGGAACAAUUGCAGAGCCUGAAGGUGACUGUCUCUUCGCCUUCCACGAUUGUCCAAACCAUGAGAGAUAGUCUGAGAAAACUGGGGAGCAUCUACAGCUGCAUCGACGAGCUCACAUGCUUCCCUAGCAGCCAGAGGAAGGUGGUGGAGGAGGAGCUUGAGCGCUCUCUUGUUCUGCUUGACCUCUGCAGUGCCAUGCAAGAUAGCUUUGCCGAGCUCAAGACCAUUGUCUUGGAGAUGCAAUUGGCUCUCAAAAGAGGGAUGAUGCAGCUGUUCAGGCUAGGGUUCACUCUUACGCUCGUUCAGCCAAGAAGGCGCAGAAACAGUGCAAAAACAUCAACAAGGCUGCUUCUGACAUCGAUGGAGGCAGGGUGGUCAAGCUGUUGUCGGAAGCAAGAGAGAUACAGAAGCAGCAGAAGCCCAGUAAGCCUGAAUCUUCUUGGCGUACGCCACAGCCUGGUCCGGCUCCGGCAGCACCUCCUUGGCCACGGCGGUUUCCGCAAACCGCUCGGCCCACGCCGCCAGCAGCGGAGCCUGAGCAACGUCGAUGACCUCGACGCCGAACAUGGCGCGCAGCGCCCCGAACCACGGCAGGGAGCACCCGAGCGCGAGGUCCAGGUACCCAACGGAGUCGCCGCCGAAGAAGCCCGCCGCCGCACCGUCGUCGUUGCCGCCGCCGUUGCUGGAGGUGAUCUCGGCGAAGGCCUUCUCCAGGUUGAGCACCGCGGCGUGCGUCUCCUUCACCUUCUCCGCUCUCUCCUCCUCCGUCGCCGCCUUCAUGACGUCUACCCACGCCGGGAACAGCUUGCCGUCGAUGUAGGCGGCCCAGAAGCGAGCGACGGCGCGGCCGUAGGGGUCAGCGGGGAGGAUGGCUGCGCCGGUGCCGGUGCCGGGCGGCCCGGGCCAGACCUCUUCGAGGUACUCCAGGACGACGAGAGACUCGCAGAUGGGCUUGCCGUUGUGGAUGAGCACGGGGACCUUCUUGUGCACGGGGUUGGAGGUGAGGAGGAGGUCGCUCUUGUGGAACAGGUCCUGCUCGACGUACUCGUAGCUCAGGCCCUUCAGGUCACCACAUGGCUACAUAUGAGAAUGAUUCAUGAUGUCUGCUGGUUAAUGCUCCACUGCUUCACCAGCUCUCGUUAUAUAAAGAGGAAACACAAGGCCAGAAAGAAACCAUUGCAUUGCAGCAACAUAAGCAGCAGCUUGCCUUCUCUUCUAUUCCCAGCGAAGAGAAGCUUCAAAGCUUCCAUCACAACCAUGGCCUUCCAUCUGAGAUCUGCAAGUGUGCCUUCGAGCCCUCGCUGUGGUGAAACCAAUGUCGAGGAACAACUGCAGAGCCUGAAGGUGACCGUCUCUGCGCCUUCCAUGACUGUCCAAACCAUGAGCGAUGAUCUGACAAAGCUGGGGAGCAUCUACAGCUGCAUCGACGAGCUCACAUGCUUUCCUAGCAGCCAGAGGAAGGUGGUGGAGGAGGAGCUCGAGCGCUCUCUCGUUCUGCUUGACCUCUGCAGUGCCAUGCAAGAGAGCUUUGCAGAGCUCAAGUCCAUCGUCCUGGAGAUGCAAUUGGCUCUCAAAAGAGGAGAUGAAGCGGCUGUUCAGGCCAGGGUUCAGUCUUAUGCCCGCUCUGCCAAGAAGGCCCAGAAGCAGUGCAAAAAAAUCAACAACAAAGCUGCUUCUAGCAUUGAAGGAGGCAGGGUGAUCAAGAUGCUGUCUGAAGCAAGGGAGGUCGCCGUCACAAUUCUUGAAUCAACACUGCCACUCUUGUCGAAGCAAGUUGCGAUGCCAAGUCCUGGCAAAUGGUCUCUUGUAUCCAAGGCUUUUCAGAAGAAGAGAGUUGUGUGUGAGGAGCAAUUGCAGUCGUUGGAGUUGGACAUUGUGGAUCUUGAGAGCGGAGUUGAGACUUUGUUCAGGAGGUUGAUCCAGAGCAGAGUUUCACUUCUAAAUGCUCUUAGCUUGUAGAUACAUCCUACACCAACUCUAACCCUGCGAUUAGCGUCCGCCUUUUAGAGGAUUUGCUGAUCAUCCAAACAAAUUUUGUUGUAUAUAUGAGAGAAGUGUACAGAAAACUAGUUGACUGGAAAGAAAAAGUUUUUGGUCCGUUUCACUGUGAAGAAAUAUGUUUGUUUAUGGUUGCCCAUCUUGCGUAUGCGUUUUCAUUUCACAUGAGCAUCAUUGAACUGUUAUAGAAGUACACAUCAUUCAUCCUCAUCACUAGUAUGAGAUAAUGAGUUGUUCUUGUUCACAUGACAUGUGCCUCAACAGCAAGCACAAGAUCCAUAUGCAGAUCUUGCUAUCAACAGCCAAAGUGUGCAUCUUCCAAGAAGCUGGUACCUUAACAAUUACAACAAGCACAAGAAGAACGUUGGUUUCCUCCGUCCUAGAAGCGGGCCGGCUAACGUUGGUUUCCUCCGUCCUAUCAUCCAUGCCAACCUAUCACCUCACAGUUUUCCCGCUGGCCGCAUGGGCCAAGAAGAAAAUUGAUAAAAUCAGGAGAUCUUUUCUUUGAAAAGGGGAGGAAAAUGCAAAUGGCGGGCACUGCCUAGUCAAUUGGCCAACAGUGGCUAGGCCAAAAGACCUAGGUGGCCUAGGAAUCCUUGACCUUCAGAAAUUUGGAAGGGCUCUCCAUCUGCGGUGGCUUUGGCAGGAUUGGACCAAUGAAUCCAAACCAUGGGUUGGCUCAGAAAUCCCCUGUAACGAAGAAGACCGCCUCCUCUUUAAAGCCUCAACCUCGAUAACAAUUGGGGACGGGGCCAAGGCCCGCUUCUGGCAUGAUAACUGGCUUGAUGGUGAGGCACCCAAAAACCUCGCCCCACACUUGUUUCAGCUAGCUGCAAGAAAAAACAGAUCAGUGCAGCAAGAGCUGGACAAUGACAGAUGGAUACACUUCCUAAGUAACCGUAUCAACACCACGGAGCACUUGGAAGAAUUUGUUUCACUUUGGAUAAGAAUCCAAGCCAUACAACUGCAGCCGGGCGUAAAGGACUCCAUCAUUUGGCGAUGGACCGCAGAUGGAUGCUACUCCACCCGCUCUGCGUACAGGAUUCAAUUCAGAGGGUCUUAUGCCACUUUCAAAAGUGACCUCAUUUGGAAAGCCCGAGCAGAAAAUAAGUGCAAAGUAUACACUUGGAUUCUAGUGCAAGGCAAGAUACUA